This is a messenger RNA of Psylliodes chrysocephalus, 10545 nucleotides long. The record is from the annotation of a GenBank genome assembly. NCBI's taxonomy places the organism in Eukaryota, Metazoa, Arthropoda, Insecta, Coleoptera, Chrysomelidae.
UCCCACUUCCCAUCGUUCCACCUUCAUUGAAAAAGUUUGCCAGUGAAUUUAUUAAGAAAAAAAUAGUUAUUUUGAGCUUGUACGCUUAAAACCCAGAAAAAAAACAAUAUUAUUUGGUUGACGGAUGACAGUUAAAUUGUGACUUGUGUUUUAAAUCAGUUUCAACAUCAAAUACACAUGAAUACUGAGGAAGAUGACAAUUCUAGAGAAUGAUGUGAUUCCUACCCGCAACAAAUUAUCUCUGUCUAAAGCUAAGUAUAAAACUGGUGAACAAAUCAAAAGGAAGUACAUUUUUGAAGAAGAUUCUAUUCCCGCAAAGAAACCAGCCCUGAACGAGAUGUUGAACGGUUAUAGAGGUGACCAGAGGAGCAAUGGGGAAGCCUCCCAUGACGCUCCUGUAGCUACCUUAUCCAACAUGGGAAACACUUGUUUCCUUAAUAGUGUUUUAUAUACCCUGCGAUUCGCACCUACAUUCUUACAUAAUUUACACCAUCUAAUUGGCGAUCUUGCUGUAGUCAGUUCAAAGUUGAAUCAGAAUAAAGCAAAAACGUCAUCUUUAGGUCGAAAUAUUGGUUCCAUUACAGGGCCCAGUUCUCGUAGUACUAGUAGCAAAGACUUAUUAUCUUUGGGAAGUUCGAAUGACAUUAUUCCUAAAUCUAAAGUGCAAGUAGUUACUGAGAAGUUACAUGAGUUAUUUAUGACUAUGCAUAACCUUGAAAUUAAAGAGUCAAAUGAUCCUUAUCAACCUGUAGCACUAUUACAGGCAGUAAGAGAAGCCAAUUCCAUUUUUGAAGGGAAUAAUCAACAGGACGCUCAUGAACUCCUUGUAUAUUUGCUUGAUAACAUUCGAGAAACAUGUGAUGUUUUAACCCAACAAGUUCAGCAGAAUCCAGAACUUCUCCAUGAGACCGAAACUCUACCUACCGUCAACAGUAAUAAAAUUUGGAGUGUUAGGAAUUCAUGGAAAAAGAGCCUCAAAAAGAAGGACAAAGCUACAAAAGAAGCAAUAUCAGAAGAACAAGUAAAUGGUGCCCAUACAGCUGACGGAGAAGAUUCCACUUCCAUAGACAGUUCCAAUGGUUCCCUAAUCAAGCGAAAACUAGGUUACAAUUUCGUAGCGGAAGACUUCGAAGGUAUAACACUCAGGCGCACCAAAUGCCUCGAAUGCGAAAGUGUCACAGAACGUAAAGAACCCUUCUAUGAUAUACCAGUACCCAUUUCACCCAUUUCUCAAAAAGAUAAUGAGGAGGACAACGUGAGUGAUAUUUUUCGAAGAGCGUGCGUUACCACUGAGAAACUUUGCGACUCUAAUAAGUAUCUGUGUGAAAAGUGCGAACGAUACAAUGAAGCUAGUAGGGAAGUACUAUUCGAGAAGCUACCUAAUAUUAUGGUAUUACAGUUAAAGAGGUUUACUACUACAACAUCUGGAGUUCAGAAGGUUAAUACGUACCUGCCUACACCAUUGGCAUUAGAGUGUUUUUGUGAAAGCUGUUGUAAGGUAGAAGACAACCAAUCCCGAAUCCACAGAUACAAACUCUGUUGUGUCAUAAUGCAUCUAGGUGGUACUAUGGCUUCGGGGCAUUACAUCGCCUACGUCAAAGCAUCGGAUCAUCUUGAGGAUUACACAGACUGUUCGCGAGACCUGCCUAAGGGCAGUCUCUCUGCUAGCAGCAGCGAAAAAUCAUUAAAUAUUUUAAAGUUCCUCAAACCCCGGUCGUUUGGAAACUCCCUCAUAGAUGGAAGGAAUGGACUAUCAUCGAGAAGUGUCAAUGGUAUAAGGAUGUGUAAAAGUGUCGAUUGUUGUGGUGUCAAAAUCAACAAGAACGUAGUGGAGAAUGUUAUUAAUAGUUUUCCGAGGAAAAACGCCCAAGAUUACAAAUGGCAUCAAAGUAAUCCUUCCUCGGAAGAUAUGUGGUUGGAGUGCGAUGAUGAAAACGUCAGGGCAAUUACCACCCAAGAGUUUGUAGAAGAACUGGCGAAUAAGCCUAACUCCACUUCUACUCCCUACUUGUUGUUUUAUGCCAAAAUCACAGACCAAGAUAGGUGUGUCCCCCUUGGACUCCCAAUGGCUGAACUUCAGAGGACAAAUAUUUUUACAAAACUGGAUCAAUGGCUAUAAUAUAUCAUUCAUUUAUGUGUAUUUUUUACAAUUAUAGAAAAUUGUUCUGUAUAACCAUUGUAUUUAGAUAUCCAAGUAGAACAACCUUAUAGACGUUUCAUUGGAGGUAAUCCUGUCGCGUCAUCUGUUAGAACAAGUACAGAACUUCAUCGAAAUGGCCCGUGCGCUAGCGCUCCCUCGAUCAUUCAGUAUAGAAUUCUAUAUACAUAAAUUUUUCAUUAUAUUUAAAUUUUUCUGGAUAGAUUACCAAAUUUAAAUUCUCUAACAUUAUAAAUCGUAAAUAAAUGUACAUCAAAAACAAUAAAUCUCGUUUUUAAAACAAAUAUUCGGUUCAUAACUCAUCUAUAGGUUGAUUUUUGUAAAUAGAGAAAUUAUGUUUAUAAUUUGGUGUUUUUUAUAAAAGUAAAAAGUUUUGUGUUAUUGCAUUAUUGCCACGUACAAGACCAAAGGUAGCAAAUAUGUUAUCCAUUAUUUUUAAAAAGAAGACAAUGUGUUCUCCCUGUUUUUCCAUUUUUAUCACAAACUAUUUGCCUGGAAGUUAUUCACUCUGUUUAAUUUAACCUGUAUAGUUUGAUAAAAUAAUAUAUGGGAAGCUGUCAUUUUUGUAUUUAAUUCUGAUUUGUCGAUUUUUAUUCCUGAAAGUAAGUACCCACAGUUUAUAGAUACCUUUAAAUAGGUGUAUACAUAUUUAUAGGUAUCUAUUAUACCUCAGGAAAAACAGAAGUUGAUUAAUUUGGAAAGUUUUUAAUGUUGGAGAUCAUAAUUGAGCCUAUGGCUUUUAAAACUAUCAAUAAUUUUGGAGGAACUGCUUUUGACUGGCUGAUAAGAUAUUAGUUUUUUAUUCGAACUAUACCUUACCUUAGACCAUAUUUUAAUCUAGGAGUAAUCGGAGCGAGUUAAUUUUUUGUCAGAUAUUGAAUAAAUGGGGGAAUGUGGUAUCAUUUUGUUUAAAACUAAUUUUUUUAAACAAUUCUUAAAAAACAGACCUUAUUGAUGAAAAUGUUCAUACUUAAAAUACAUUAUAAAGAAUUGAAAAAAAAAAUUGUUAAAUAUAAUAUUUUUUUAGAUUUAUAAGGCGUUAAAAUUCGCCAAAAUCGUGAUUUUUUUAUACAUUAAAAAAUGCAUACCUUCUAAAAUAUUAACUUAAUCAAAAAAUGUAUAGGACCUUAUUUUAUUUUUAGUAUUAAAGUAAAAAAUAUGAAAAAUUUGCCCCGUUUUAAAACAGGAAUUGUUUAAAUAAUUUUAAAUGUUAAGCAAAAUAGACCAAAUUGGCAUGGCAUAUUUUUAAAAGAUUCUGACAAAAAAAUGCACUUAGUUGAAUGCGUCCUUGAAUAAAAAUCGAAGUUCACAGGAAUUUAGAGAUGCAUCUUAACAAAUUCGCAAAUGUACCUUACAUUUACUGAUGUGUUACUGUCUAUCUCUAAAUUCCGAUGCAACGUUAUUAGAUUUUUGUUUGAGGACGCACUCUGCCCAUACCGACUUAGUCCUUUCUAAGUCAAAUGAUCAAGGUUCCAUAAAUGUCGAUAGCCACCCAUUUGAAACUAUCGUCAUUGCAAUUUUCGUUUCUAGGUUAUCUUUUGAAUACUUCAAUUGAAUAGGUAAUCGGUGUUGGCCCAUCAUUUAUAUUUUUGUAAUAUUCACGUAAAGACCUUAAUCGCCGCCUCAGAGCAACAGUAUAGGACAGGCCUGCCUAGAUUUUCAAAGGGCCAGAUUUGAACAACCGUAACCCGUAACUGUACGAGGGCCUGAGCCUACAAUAGUCGGUUAAAAAAAAAGGUCGUCAGCCUAAAUGCAAGUUUGUUACUGAAAAAUGUAUAAUUUGACGUAAGCGGGCCAAACUGGUCAACGGCCAGCGGGCCGCCAAAACGACACUGCACCCCUGGUGUAGGACAUCAAUAAAAUCUCAAUUCUGAUAUAAUUCGAUUUAAAACUUUCAUGCGUAUUUCAAUCUCGAAUAACUCUGGCUCUAGUGAACGCAUCUCAAUGAAAUUUUGGACACUUUCUGAACUUUCAAAUGAUUUUAAUUUAAAAUCAAUAAAUGUCGUUGUUGCUAUUAAACUGCAUGACAUUUUGUAGGAUAUCAAAGUAAAUAUAACAGCUUAGUGUUUGCCUACAAGAAUGAAUACUUUGCAAGGACAUCAUACUGCAGAAAAGACUUGUUUCACACUUUUCAGAGAUUAAAUUCAAAUACAAAAAAAAAACAAAUAGUGAAUAAUGCUUUAUUGAACUAAAAAUAGAUGCCUAUAGAAUACGUGAAUGAAAUUCACACAAGCUGAGAAAAUCAUUCCUCUUGUUAUUUGGUAUAGGCGGUGGGUUCAUUCUAGGCUGAAAUUAAUGUAACUUCCCUGCGUUGCUUCCACGUUUUUCUUAUGUCUCCUGAGUAAGAUGUAUAGAAUAUUUUGUUCAGAUUUUCUUUCUUCAUCCUUACAACUUUAACUUCAUUCCAGGAAACUUUUAUUCCAUUUUCAUCAAUGUAAUAGGCAGGUAAUAUAGAUUUAGCAUUGUGUUUUUGUCUAACCUGAAGAUGUAUUCUGGUCCCGAGUUGGUUUUAUGUUUCUGUUCUAUUCUAAUUUCUUUGUCGUUUCCUGCUUCUGAUGCGUCCUUAAUCAUUUUAAAAUUGUUCGUCAUUCUCAUCAACUUCGAUUUAGUCUGGAUUUUCUCCCAUUUUUUUUGUUUUUCUUGAUAUUGCCGUUUUCUAAUUUGUUGUCUUUGUUCUCAUCGUUUUCAUCGCAGUCGGGGACGAAAUAUGGAUCUCUCAAACUAUCGUCAUGAGAAAAAUCAGUUGCACUAUGUUCAUCAGAAUGCUGUGGGUCCUCGAGUUCUACAGAUUUUGUUCUUCCGUUGCUUCUUUGUAUUAUUACCAUCUGUUUUAGUUAUAUAAGCUGAACAUGAUCUUCACUAAUAUAAUUUGCUGAUGUAGGGCCGUUUUCAUUUAGCCAAGUAACUUUCACAACAGUUGUUACUGGACCAUCGAGAAAUGGCAGUUCAUCAUCAGGUAUGCUGAAAUUUUCAAUAUCGAGCCAUUGUUCAACACUCUUGCUUUUUUCUGGUUCCAGAUCAGCUGUAUUGGACAUUGAUUCACCAGUAUCUAAAGAAUAAAUGAGACCUUUCUAAUCUACUAUCGUUUAUAAUAGUUUGAUAGUCACAACAUUUACUUAUAAAAAUUGCUGAAUGAAUCAGAACUCAUUUUCGAAAGUAAUAUAGAGCAUUGCCUGUAGAUAACAGAUUCUGUUUGAGAAUUAUUGAAAAAAUAAAACAGUUGAUACACAUUUACCUGUACAUUCUUCAGACGCUUGACAUAUUUUUUUAUCAUACCAACUAUGUACUGGUCCAUUGAUAAUGAUUUAUUUUUCCGAUUCAUAUUUAUAAAUUCACUUGCCACACAAAUACUAAAUUAAUCUAGAGACGUUAUUAUCAGUUGAAUCGUUUCCAGAAUACUAAACAAGCUGAGACAUGUGUAAGUGACGAGUUAGGACGACAGAGCAACAUAAGGAUAGUUAAUGUAUUGGCGUGAGAAUUUCAGUGCUACAGCAGGAUAUAUUAUCACACCCUACUUUUACACUAAUUGAACAUAGAUUUAUAAACUUCUGCAACACAAAGUUAUGUUAAAAAUAAAAUGUAUCAUGACGCCCUAGGUGCAGAGACAUUUUCUAAAGCUAAAACCUCAAUAAUUCCGAAAGCACUAUUUUGUGGAUGUCCUACUGUUCUCUGAGGCGACGAUAUUCUAAGCAAGCUUGCUGUCUAACAUAAUUUUACUCAGAUCCUACAUUUCUUCAUCCAUCGGUUCAAUAUCAUCGGCAACAGCAGAUUUUAAACUGCUGAUGGUUGUUAAUACGUCUCAACCAAUUGCGUAUUUCUGGACCUGAGUAUUAAAAGGGCAAAUUCCAUUUUUGCUGAUUGCCAUCAUCAAAAUGCUCAGGUUGAAUACCAUGUAUGCAAAAAGGCUCCUGGAGUUACUGGUAAUGAUUUUCUAAUCUUAAAGUAGGGGUUAUCUCCAAAUUAGUUUAAAGCUAAAACGGCCGAAGUGCACACAUAAUUAUGCAGUUUCUUCUACUUGUUAUUUACAAAUGGCCAAUAUCCUUAAAGCGUUGAGAUUGGCGCACUAAAUGCGACUGUCUUAAGUUAGGUCUAAAAUAUAUAAUGCAUCAAGUAUAUGUAUUAAAUUCACCCGAAGAAAAAUACUAAUGAAAACAAAUAAAUCAAUUUAUUUUUAAUUAAUUUGUCACUUUUAACAAUUUCUCAAAACAGUGAAAAUGGAGAUUGGUCUUUUUAAUACUCAGAUCCAGAUUUAUCAGAAUUAAUAAUUGUAAAUCUAUUGACAGAAGCCACAUGCUUUUGGUUAAGUAGCAACACGUUUCAUCCCGCUUUCAAGACAUGUCUAACAGUUGAACACAGAAUGUUCCAUUUUCUCCUGUCUCUUACUCUAGUUCUCUCCAAUUUUUAAUAUACACAUUUCUUUAUCAGAUAUUUUUUCAUGCUUUUAUCAGCGUUCUUUUUCCGUCAGGCAACGUUAUUUACGUUUUUCCUCCAACGUCUCAACCAUUACAGUUUUUUCUUUAUGUAAAUUCGUAGAAAGGGCAAAUAAUUCAUAGUACAUUCUACUUUCCAAAUAUAUUUUCCUUUCCCAGAUUUCUACUUAUUUUUGGUUCAUGACUCACGUCAUAUGUUUGUUACUAUUGUGUCUAAUACAGAUUUCUACAUUCUUAAUUUUGUAUGUUUUACCUUUGACCUUAUAUUUUUUUAAGUUAUACUAGGGGUGAGCGGAAGGAAGAUCGAAAGUCGAAAGUGACAAAAGAUCGAAAUUGAAAAUGAACGAAAAUAGAACAAAUGAUCGAAAUUACAUAAGAUCGAAAUUAAAAAUGAUCGAAAUAACGAAUGAUCGAAAUAAGGAAUGAUCGAAAGUACUAAUGAUUGAAAUGAUAUAUAAUCGAAAUGGUAUAUUAUGAUCUAAAGUCUUUAAUUACGAAUUGAAGAUAUAUAUGGAAAAUGGAUGCAUUAUUUCUCAUUUUUGUUUGGUUUCAAAUAUGAAUUUAACAUUUUCUUCUGAGUUUGUUUUUUCAUCUGUUUCUUUCAUAAAAAUUUGGCUCACUAUACCUUCAUACCAAGCCCCCGUAUCAUCCAGUAAUACAUCAACUAAAUCUCCUAUCUUAUAAUAUUUGCUAUUAACAUCAAUUAAAACGUGUUCGUUUUCUUCUUCUGGUUCUUCCUUUAUAUCAACAAUUUCUUCUUUGUUUGAUUCGUUUGAUUUGUUGUUACAAUUAUUUGAAUGGUGCCACCUUCUAUUAUUUUGUAAUCUAAUAAUGCAACAUUGCCUUGAAGUUCUUUACCAAAAUAUAAUAAUCUUUGUUGUGAUUCUGGGAUUUCCAGUCGUUUGUCAAUCUCGUUUUUCAAUUCGCUAACCAGAGCCUUUUUAGAAAUUUCAAUAACAGCUCCUCGAGUUCCAUCUAGAGGUUUAAUAUUGAUUCUCAUUUUGUAUAGCUAUUUUGUACUCUUUCACCCUUUGUCUUUUGUAACUACGUUAAACACAUCGACGGCACAGACAGUACAUAUAUUACUUGGUCACUUUUGUUACAAUGAACAAUAUUAGAUAAUAAGAACAGUUUGAUUUAAACCAAAAACCGUUAAAAACUUUAGAAAUAACAAACGACUUUCACCAGAUAUAAAAACACGUAAACUGCCAACAAAAUAAACGGUGGUAAAUGAUUUUUUUGCUUCUUGCUUGCCCUUUAGUAGACGUCAGAAACUUGUAUACUCAUCUACAGCUGUACACUCGGCUUCCAAACUUUCAUUUGAGGCCUCUGUUUCCAACAUUUUAUUAAAUAUGUUUCGAUCCAGACCUCGAAUUUCUUCAUAAUUUUCUUCCAAUGUUUUAAAUGAAGCUCUUACCUCUAUUUUAUUCACAUCGAUGGUAUCGAUUGAUAGAGAUAUUGUAUUAUAUAGCCUAGUGAAUGCACCUCGCUGGAUUGCCCUUACUCUCUUCGCCCUUUCCAUUAUAAAGCUUGGAAUGUUUCACAAUAUUAAAAAGAAUAUGUCCUGUCACGGUCGCCAAAUGUGAAAUACCAGUCCAAAGAAUUAGGUUUAUCGUAGAGCAAAACUUUAUUAAAAAUUCUUACAAUUCAAAAAAUGUGACAUUCAUGUAUAUAAUUCAAUUCACCAUCAAUCAAUCAAUUUUUUUAAACAAAACUAUCAAACAAUCAAAACAACAUACUACUUAGAUACUAUAAUAUCAUGGACAGGAUGUUACACACUCCCACCUUGCUAUUUUAACUAUUCUAAAAAAUUGCAACUUGAGAUACAAAACGGUUAGAUUGGCCUUUAGCUCGUAUAAUACAAGUGUAUCCGGGUAAAGAUAAUAAUAUUAGGUUAGUUCGAUUACGCACAAAUUCCGGAGAGUUAUUGAGACCCGUACAAAGAAUUUUUCCAUUAGAACUAAAGACUGAUAAUAAGGAUGUCGAUCCUACGACUAACAGCAAAUGCAAAAAUGAUAGCGUAGACAAAGGUGUAACAAAAGUGAUAAAAACUCGUAGUGGUAUAAUAGUCGUAGCACCGAAAUCCUUAAAUCUAAAUACCUAACAAUUUUGUAUCUCAAGUUGCAAUUUUUUAGAAUAGUUAAAAUUGCAAGGUGGGAAUGUGUAACAUCCUGUCCAUGAUAUUAUAGUAUCUAAGUAGUAUGUUGUUUUGAUUUUUUGAUAGUUUUGUUUAAAAAAAUAGAUUGAUUGAUGGUCAAUUGAAUUAUAUACAUGAAUGUCACAUUUUUUGAAUUGUAAGAAUUUUUAAUAAAGUUUUGCUCUACGAUAAACCUAAUUCUUUGGACUGGUAUUUCACAAAAAUAAUGUAUAAUUCCUUUUGCUUCUUUUGGAAUGAGAUUACUUUUUCGUAAAAUAUCAUAACGUUUAAGGACAUAGUUUACUGGUACGAAGGCUAUAACCGUCAUCAUUUUAACAGAAAUUUGAAAUUCCGCAUCUUUGUCGUAUUUAACUUUCAGACCAAUUGAUUGAAUCUUUCGAUAGCUUGUCUGAAAUGAAAAUAGCAGCCAUGUCGCGUUGCUUUCGGAAAAAUUAGUGCACAUGUUUCGAUAACAGCCAUCUCAAAGUUAGUAAUAAUAAAGCCAACUUUAGGUUCUUUUAAGAAUUCUCGUAUUUUUUCUAAUAAUAAAAUAUAGGUUUUUUGUUUUGUUAGGCAAUAAAGCGUAAAUCAAUGGAUAGUAACCAACAUUAAUUUUAGCAUGAAUAGUAUACAUCUGUAGAAACAGAUUAGGUAUCUUUUUAUGUACCACUGUUGGCUACGAGAAAUAAAUUCUAUGUUGGUCUGCAGUCCUAGACUAAUUAUUCUGUCUUUCGAAUUUGAAUCCUUUUUUAGUUUCUUUUAUAUUGGCCUAGAAUAAUGAUGUCUUCUAGUUUUAACGGUACCGAAGGUCCGGAACUGUCUUUUUGACGUACCUAUCUAAUAGUUCUUCUUAAACUAUUCACAGACGUGCUGGAUGUACUAGCAACAACACUGCUGAAGCAUUAGAUAAUAUUGUAAGUGGCGGAUCGUUGGUUUCGAUGGCUUGCUUUGUUUAUUUCAGUUUUCAUUCUACUGACCUCUAUUGAUUCUGGUGUACCCUCAUGAUUAUGUUCUUUCGUAGAGGACAUUGUUACCGUACUUGAUUAUUGCCCUUCCCUCAAAACCUUCUCCAUUUUUCGCACUUAAAAUAUUCUGUUUCAUUGCAAACUUUUUCCUAUAAGUACAUACAGUCUGUUCGCUAUACUUACGCGGGUUUCGGAUUAACAAAAUUAUGCAAAUUAGUCAUUGACAACCAGUUCCAAUAAGCCUCUUCCCAAGAAAUGAGGUAAGAUUUAAAUUAAAAUAACAUUAGGGUAGGUACUAAAUUUGUUACAAAUAUUGCAGUUGAAUUGAUUCUUUGCAAGUGUUGACAUUGUAUGUAUAUUGUAGAUUUACUGGAAAUUUUAAAAAUGCCUAGACGUGUGUUAGAUGUAGAUAGUCUAAUUUGUAGUGUACGUAAGUAUUUUACGGAUGAAAAAGAAAAUGGCGGUCCUUUAAAAUCGGUAAUGUCUGUACAACAAUGCGUAUGCGAUGCUCUAGGAAUUAGUGAAACCAAAUUAAGAGGAGUAUUACAAAAUCACAAUAGUGAACUGCCGAAAGAAGUUCACCGCAAAACUCGCCCAUCAUUGAAAACGAAAGAUAUUCCAGAUGGAAAGAAAUUUGAAAUUCGUGAUACCAUUUAUCGAAUGAGGGCCAACAAGGAACAUGUGACCUUACAUACAAUUCUCUCGGAAUUAAUAGAUAGAAAAUUUGACGACUCGUGAAAAUAAAAUAAACGAAAUAAGUCCAAUCAUAAUAACAAUUAAUGGUGAUGACAGUGAUGAUGAUGACGAUUAUGAUAUUUUGGAUGAUAAUGACUGAUUUUCAUUUUUGUUGGCAAG